UUUCUAAUUUAUUUACUACUUUAUUUCUUUUAGAAAUUUGAAAAUAAUGUCGACUUUAUUUGUUAAGUACUGUUUAAGCCUUCAUUAUAGUUUAAUUUUACUGAUUAUAAUGCCGUUUGGAUCAAAGACGCGAGCGGACGAAUGCUACCUUCGUCCCGUCAUUCAUGUGCUCCAACAUCCCGGAUGCGUACCCAAACCUAUUCCCUCUUUUGCAUGCCAAGGGAGAUGUUUCUCUUAUGUUCAGGUUUCGGGAUCAAAAUUCUGGCAAGUAGAAAGAUCAUGCAUGUGUUGCCAAGAGGUGGGUGAGAGAGAGGCAAGCAUCGGAGUGUUCUGUCCAAAAUCACUUCCAAGAUUUAGAAAAAUCAACACGAGAGCACCAGUCGAGUGUAUGUGCCGUCCCUGUGCCACCAUGGACGAGAUAGUCAUCAAACCGCAAGAGAUAGCACGCCUACUGGCAGAAAAUCUUGAUGACUUAUCAAUUAUUUAA
This is a messenger RNA of Centruroides sculpturatus (bark scorpion), 487 nucleotides long. It is a transcript of the gene Burs, whose product is annotated as bursicon-like. Gene Ontology annotation, molecular function: BMP binding; receptor ligand activity. The transcript is spliced from 2 exons. The record is from RefSeq and is a predicted model, not a curated record. Gene Ontology annotation, biological process: animal organ morphogenesis. Lineage: Eukaryota; Metazoa; Arthropoda; Arachnida; Scorpiones; Buthidae. Bases 47 to 487 code for a protein of 146 amino acids.